AUGAAGAUGCUCCCAGGAGUGGGUGUGUUUGGGACUGGCAGCUCCGCUCGGGUAUUGGUGCCACUGCUGAGGGCAGAAGGGUUCACAGUGGAGGCUCUGUGGGGGAAGACAGAGGAGGAGGCAAAGCAGCUUGCUGAGGAGAUGAACAUCACCUUCUACACCAGCCGGACUGACGACGUCUUGCUGCAUCAAGACGUGGAUCUGGUCUGCAUCAAUAUUCCCCCUCCGCUCACCCGACAGAUAUCCGUGAAGGCUCUAGGUAUUGGGAAGAAUGUGGUGUGUGAAAAGGCAGCAACCUCAGUGGACGCCUUCAGGAUGGUGACGGCCUCGCGCUAUUACCCGCAGCUGAUGAGCCUGGUGGGGAACGUGCUGCGCUUCCUGCCCGCCUUCGUGCGCAUGAAGCAGCUGAUCGCAGAGCACUACGUGGGUGCGGUGAUGAUCUGUGACGCCCGCAUCUACUCAGGCAGCCUGCUCAGCCCCAGCUACGGCUGGAUCUGUGACGAGCUCAUGGGUGGUGGAGGCCUGCACACCAUGGGCACCUACAUUGUGGACCUGCUCACUCACCUGACUGGCCGGAGAGCGGAGAAGGUGCAUGGCCUGCUCAAGACCUUUGUGAGGCAGAAUGCAGCCAUUCAUGGCAUCCGGCACGUGACAAGUGAUGACUUCUGCUUCUUUCAGAUGCUCAUGAGCGGGGGAGUGUGCAGCACAGUGACACUCAAUUUCAACAUGCCAGGUGCCUUUGUGCACGAGGUCAUGGUGGUGGGCUCCGCAGGACGCCUCGUUGCUCGGGGGGCUGACCUGUACGGGCAGAAGAACUCUGCCACACAAGAGGAGCUGCUCCUGAGGGACUCGCUGACGGUGGGCACAGGGCUGCCUGAGCAGGGACCACAGGAUGUCCCCCUGCUGUACCUGAAGGGCAUGGUGUACAUGGUACAGGCCCUGCGCCAGUCCUUCCAGGGCCAGGGGGACCGCCGCACGUGGGACCGGGCCCCUGUUGCCAUGGCUGCCUCGUUCGAGGAUGGGCUGUACAUGCAGAGUGUGGUAGAUGCGAUCAAAAGGUCCAGUCGAUCUGGGGAGUGGGAGGCAGUGGAGGUGAUGACAGAGGAGCCCGAUGCCAACCAGAACCUGUGUGAGGUGCUCCAGCGGAAUAACCUGUGA
This is a messenger RNA of Elephantulus edwardii (Cape elephant shrew), 1158 nucleotides long. It is a transcript of the gene GFOD2, whose product is annotated as glucose-fructose oxidoreductase domain containing 2. Gene Ontology annotation, cellular component: extracellular matrix. The record is from RefSeq and is a predicted model, not a curated record. Lineage: Eukaryota; Metazoa; Chordata; Mammalia; Macroscelidea; Macroscelididae. Gene Ontology annotation, biological process: extracellular matrix organization. Gene Ontology annotation, molecular function: nucleotide binding. The coding region runs from base 1 to 1158 and encodes 385 amino acids. The transcript has 2 exons.